CCGGCGGCUGCGGACGCUGGUGGCCGCGGGGGCUGUGGGGUCCGGCGCGCCGCGCACCUGGCCCCGAGACUGCGCCUCGGCAGCGCGGCGGCCCGGCGGCGCCGAUCCCCGCGGGCCGCGCUGCGCCCCGCGCCUCCCGGGUCCCCGCGCGCCUCGCCGCUCCGGGUUCUGCUGGGGCGGCUGCGGCAUCGCCGGGACAGCUGGGCAGGGGAGGCGUUGAGGGAUCUCCCUUCCCAGACAGCGAGGUUCCGAUUGGCAAGAUGGUGCCCCACUCUUCGCGCGCGCUCUUCCUUCUCCUGCUGCUCCUCGCCUGCCCUGCGUCGCGGGCUUCCCAGAACUGCCUCAGCAAACAGCAGCUCCUCUCGGCCAUCCGCCAGCUGCAGCAGCUGCUGAAGGGUCAGGAGACCCGCUUCGCCGAGGGCAUCCGCCACAUGAAGAGCCGGCUGGCCGCGCUGCAGAACUCUGUGAGCAGGGUGGCCUCAGACGCGCCCCCAGGUGGGUCCCCAGUUUCCUGCCCAGCUCUGAACGCCCCACCAGAUGGCAGGAAGUUCGGAAGCAAGUUCUUGGUAGAUCACGAAGUCCAUUUCACCUGCAACCCUGGGUUCCGGCUGGUUGGGCCCAGCAGCGUGGUGUGUCUUCCCAAUGGCACCUGGACCGGGGAGCAGCCCCGCUGCAGAGAGAUCAGUGAAUGCUCCAAUCAGCCUUGUCAAGAUGGCGGGACGUGCGUCGAAGGCGUCAGUCAGCACAGGUGCAUUUGUCCCCCAGGAAGGACUGGGAGUCACUGUCAGCAUCAGGCUCAGACUGCGACCCCCGAGGAGGAGGACCAGAGCGACGUGGCCGACGACCCCGCCUUCAGCCGCGCGCCGCGCUGUGCGCAGGUGGAGCGGGCGCAGCACUGCAGCUGCGAGGCCGGCUUCCACCUGAGCGCGGCCGCGGGCCGCAGCGUCUGCCAGGAUGUGAACGAGUGUGAACUCUACGGGCAGGAGGGGCGCCCCCGGCUCUGCAUGCACGCCUGUGUCAAUACCCCGGGCUCCUACCGCUGCUCCUGUCCCAGUGGAUACCGCACCCUGGCUGACGGGAAGACGUGUGAGGAUGUUGACGAGUGUGCAGGUUCACAGCACGUGUGCCCGCAGGGGACCACCUGCAUCAACACCGGGGGAGGCUUCCAGUGCGUCAGCCCUGAGUGCCCUGAGGGCAGCGGCAACGUGAGCUACGUGAAGACUUCUCCCUUCCAGUGUGAGCGAAACCCCUGCCCCAUGGACAGCAGACCCUGCCGCAGCAUGCCCAAGACCAUCUCCUUCCAUUACCUCUCCCUGCCCUCCAACCUGAAGACGCCCAUCACGCUCUUCCGCAUGGCCACGGCCUCCGCCCCCGGCCGACCUGGGCCCAACAGCUUGCGGUUUGGGAUCGUGGGUGGGAACAGCCGUGGCCACUUUGUGAUGCAGCGCUCAGACCGACAGACAGGGGAGCUGAUCCUCGUCCAGACCCUGGAGGGACCUCAGACGCUGGAGGUGGACGUUGACAUGUCAGAAUACCUGGACCGCUCCUUCCAGGCCAACCAUGUGUCCAAGGUCACCAUCUUUGUGUCCCCCUAUGACUUCUAAGGCCUCGGGGGGCUGGGGGUGGAGAUCUGGGCUGAUUCCUCUCCCACAAGGCCUCAGCUGUGGCCACUGACUGGGACAGACGUCCUCUCCCCUGCCUCGCCCUGCCCUGUUCACCCAGGCACAGCCGGGUGGCCAGGAAACUACACUGCCACGUCACACUUCUUCCUGCUUUAAGGCUCUUCCUUUAGACGAUGUACUUUCUCAGACCUGUUUUUUUCAGAGGCUGGGCAGCUUUUCAAGGUGAAUGGCAUUGGGUUCGUACCAGCUGGGGAGGGGACGCCUAGGUGUGUGUCUGAGCUCGUGGUCACCAUUCUGCAUUGUUAUUACAAGCCUUGCUAGGAACAAAGUGCAUGCGGCUAUGCUGAGGACCCAGUGGCCCCUGUGCGCUUGGUGGGGGUCGUUCCCUCCCACCCGCAGCCUGAUGUCGUCCCCACUCCCUUCUGUGGCGUCCUGCCAGCCUUCGUACCAGAGAGCUGUGGGAGGGCCUUGACCCCACCAGAUCCUUCCAGACCAAGGAACGGGUCUUAAAGCAUGGGUUCUGCCUGAACUACUUUCCUUUUGAGAAAUCGCGUCUCAAAACGCAGCCUGGUAUUAUAGCUGAGGAAAUAAAAUCUAUCGCUCCCCCCUGCUCAUCUGACUUCUUGCUGAGCACGGGACAGCCCGGUUCCUUCUGGGAGGGGACAGCGGGCGCUCUUCCUGUCUGGGUUGGACAACUGGAAUAAAUGAAUAAGAGAGAAAGCACAAGGCAAUGUUUGGGUUUGGUCCACCAGUCUGAAUUUGUCUUGGCCCCACGAGUGACUGGAAGGACAUCGGCCUGGACAGUUUAGGAAAAUGCUCCCCUUGUCAUGGAUUCCGUGGCUUCCUACUUCUGUGGAAGAACCGAGGGGGCGAUGCCCUCCAGGCAACUGAAGCAGGAAGACUGGCCAGGACAGAGGACGGGUGGAGGGGGGCCGUUCCGUUAAAACCCAGAGGCCAGUGGGGCUGCGCGGAAGGUCCAGUGCAUGGUAAUUUACUGGUGAGUUUUCCUCACACAUAUUUUAUUUAAAAACUCUUUGAUC
Sciurus carolinensis (gray squirrel) is the source of this 2662-nucleotide messenger RNA. It is a transcript of the gene Fbln7, whose product is annotated as fibulin 7. Bases 261 to 1604 code for a protein of 447 amino acids. The record is from RefSeq and is a predicted model, not a curated record. Gene Ontology annotation, molecular function: calcium ion binding. The transcript has 8 exons. Lineage: Eukaryota; Metazoa; Chordata; Mammalia; Rodentia; Sciuridae.